AGACAAACUGACAUAAAGAAUACACAACUGGGUCACUUGAAACCAUACACUCCCAAUACUUAAAUAACUCUUUUUAACAAUAUAUAUAUUUCCUUUCCAACAUGGCUCUCGUUUUUGGAGUGGAGAAGAAGACGGUGCCCACCUACAUGAAAUACGUGAUGGGCGGAACUUCCGGAAUGCUGGCCACUUGUAUCGUCCAGCCAUUGGAUCUCCUCAAAACCCGAAUGCAGAUAUCUGGGACUUUGGGCACUCGCGAGUAUAAGAGCUCCUAUGAAGUCCUUUCGAAGAUUUUCAAGAACGAGGGCAUGCUGUCCCUUUACAAUGGAUUGAGUGCUGGUCUGGUGAAGCAAGCCACCUACUCGACUGCCCGAAUGGGAGUUUUCCAAAUGGAAUUGGACUGGUAUCGCAAGAACUACGAGAGUGAUCCUUCCUUGGUGGCCGCCAUGACCAUGGGCAUUGUGGCUGGUGCCUUUGGAGCCUUCUUUGGCAAUCCGGCGGAGGUGGCUUUGGUUCGAAUGAUGGCCGACAAUCGCCUGAUGCCGGAGGACAGGCGUAACUACAAGAAUGUGGGCGAUGCCUUUGCCAGGAUCGUGAAGGAUGAGGGAGUGCUCGCCCUCUGGCGAGGAUGUCUGCCCACUGUGGGUCGAGCAAUGGUGGUUAAUAUGAUUCAACUAUCCUCCUACUCCAUGAUAAAGAACCAGUUCCGUGAAUUCCUCAAUGAGGGUGUACCGCUCCACCUAAGUGCCGCCACGAUUUCCAGUUUGCUGACCAGUCUGGCCUCGAUGCCACUGGACAUGGCCAAGACGCGCAUCCAGCAGAUGAGAGUGAUCGAUGGCAAGCCGGAGUACAGUGGCACCAUCGAUGUCCUGAAAAAGGUGCUGAAGAACGAGGGAGCUUUCGCCAUGUGGAAGGGUUUCACUCCCUACCUUAUUCGAAUGGGUCCGCACACGGUCUUCUCAUUCGUCUUCCUGGAGCAAAUGAACAAGGCCUACACGAAGCACGUGCUCGAAGAUUCAGCAUCGGAUUCAACGACUUCUUAGUAUCCUAGCAUAGUUUUUCACCGCAGCCAGUUUCAAAUUGUCCGGGAAGCAGAAGUAGUAGUUCUGUAGUUCUGUAAAACAAUUAUUCUUAUCUUGUGUAAAAAAAAACCAUUUAACUGAAUACGAAAUUGAUUUCGGCAGUCUAAAUAAACAAUUGUAUAAUACACAGAACUAAA
Molecule: messenger RNA, 1216 nt
Organism: Drosophila ficusphila
Lineage: Eukaryota; Metazoa; Arthropoda; Insecta; Diptera; Drosophilidae
Product: mitochondrial 2-oxoglutarate/malate carrier protein
Exons: 1
Coding region: 102-1040 (312 amino acids)
Biological process (GO): succinate transmembrane transport; phosphate ion transmembrane transport; thiosulfate transport
Cellular component (GO): mitochondrial membrane
Molecular function (GO): malate transmembrane transporter activity; antiporter activity; oxaloacetate transmembrane transporter activity
Source: RefSeq, a predicted model, not a curated record